This is a messenger RNA of Prorocentrum cordatum, 1011 nucleotides long. NCBI's taxonomy places the organism in Eukaryota, Dinophyceae, Prorocentrales, Prorocentraceae. The record is from the annotation of a GenBank genome assembly.
AUGCCCUUGAGGCCAGAGAUGCUAUUUCAUCAAGUCACCAGCAAGGGCGUGGCGAAACUGGAGAGCAUCGAGAGAGACCGCUUGAUGGAUCUGAAGGCCCAUUGCCUGGAGCGUGGCUACCAUGUGAGCACACGCCUCGCGGCGCCAGAUCCAGUGAAUCCGAGGAAAGAAACAGGUGCACAGAAGAGCCACAGAAAAGAGUGCAACUCGCAUACCUUCCUACGUGACGUUGGGCAUGUCGUGAAGCCGUGGGAGCGGCAGACGACCGUGUUGGCCCGGCUCUGCAUGGGGCCGGGAAGGGAUGUCCUUCCGCAAGGCCAGACGCACAGCUUCCUCGUGGUGAAGUGCAACAAGCCGGCGGUUGUCGUCUGGGCGCCUUCGGAGGCGAAAAGCGAGUUCAAGCAUCCGGGGGAGCUCCUCUUCAUUGUCCGGCUGCUCGACGACACUGCGAGGCUCGCCGAAGUGACCGUGCCGUCUUUUGACAUCCGUUUCAGUAAUGAGACUACCUGGGUUUUGAAGAAGACGCUUGCCAGCGACAUGGGGCGCGUGAAUCGCAAGAUCCUGCCCAAGGUCGUACAGCAGAAGGCCAGAAUCAAGGCGCCAGAGCCGCAGGUAAUUGGGAAGCGCGCUGAUAAGACAAUUCCGGCGGUCAACGAUGACUCAGAAGGUGAGGACGAAAAUGGUGAGGAUUCUGGCGAUGAGAGUGUCGGCGAUGAGAAUGUUCAAGAAGCGGCCCACGAACCCAUCGACAAAAACGCUUGGAAGUACAAUUCGAAUACUGAUGGCUACACCCACGGGAUUCCGAUUGCCCAGUGGGCAUUCGUUUGCAGGUUCGAGAAGAAAGGGCUAAACAUUUACAAUCGGAGGGAUCGGCGGAUAAUUAUUUUCGGGCGACCCUGGAUUGUUUCCAAGAAUACAGCGACUCCCAUCUCGAGGAUCCGGAUCCGCGCGAAGCAGAUACUCCCUGCUACAAGCGGGAGAAAGACCCCAAGAAAGACCUCGAGAAGCUGA